AUGUCCACGGUCGAUGAGGUUCCCAGCCUCGUGUCGGCCUCGAAGCUGGAAAAGCCCCUUGGAAUGCGCAAGAAUGGCAAGCAGUGGCAUGCACAGAAAAAGGCUUUCCGGCCAACCGCAGGCUUGACGUCGUACGACAAGCGAGUGAAGCAGCGCAACGAGAUGACCAUGAUGAAGGCCAAGGAAAAGGAGAUGAAAGAGGAAAAGGAACAGCUGCGCCAGGACCGUAUCCAAGCCAUACGAGACAAACGAGCCAAGAAGGAAGAAAAAGAGAGGUAUGAAAAGAUGGCCGAGACGAUGCACCGAAAGAGAAUCGAGCGAUUGAAGAGGAAAGAGAAGCGGAACAAGCUGCUGAAUUCCUGA
Messenger RNA from Drechmeria coniospora, 363 nucleotides. RefSeq names its product putative protein CGRA. Lineage: Eukaryota; Fungi; Ascomycota; Sordariomycetes; Hypocreales; Ophiocordycipitaceae. The transcript has 3 exons. The record is from RefSeq and is a predicted model, not a curated record. Bases 1 to 363 code for a protein of 120 amino acids.